AUGUGCCAGCAACACGAAAAACGCAUGUCAGGAAAAACCAUCGUCGCAACGUGUCCUUUUGGGCAUGGCAAAACAGCCGGAGUUUGCCCCGCAGGAUAUGGUAGAGCACCAGUCAAGAGAAUCUCGUUCACUUUAAACCUCACCCCCGAUGAUCCAUCCAUCCAGCAGCUGGAGAAACGGUCAUGGGAAGGAGAGGACGGCAACUCCUUGCUGCGUUUUGGACCUCAACCACACCAUGUCCUCUCCCCCACGAGUUGGGUCUGUCAAGGGGUCCGACUCGUCUCUUGCAUUGUGUCCCCCCCAGUGAAGGAUGUCUUGGAAGUCUCUUUCAGAGAUGACCAAAACCUCUAUGACACUGUCCAGAGAUUCCUUGCUCACGGCCCAGAAGAAUUCUUUGCCAAGGUGGCUCAGCCUGAUUUGGGCGGUGGAUUGGUACAAGUUUGUCUUGCAGGGUUCAAAUGGGUCUAUGUAGUGACCAACUCUGAUGUGGCAGACCAAGUUGUGGCCAGCAGAGACUGGGAUCGAGGUGAUUCCGUCUACGCCUUUGGCCGCAUGGUGGGGUCCCUGUUUGGGACACAAUCGGGCAAAGUUGCUCGAAAGGGCAAACGAACCUUCUUGGCUGCGGUGGGUUGCAAGGGUGAGAAUCUCAAGGUGAUAUCCAACACCGUGGACAGGGCUUUUGCCGAUCUGUAUGAUGCUAGUUGGACUCUGGGUGGUGUUGCCCGUAUGGAACGAAACCUGUACAAGUUUUGCAAUGAUACCGCCGUAGGAUCAGUGUGCCGAAUUCUCCUGGGAUCCGAAGAGGGGAAUUUCCAACCGGACAAUGCUCUGCAGGUGACCAUGCGAGCUGCCGAGAAUAUUGUCAUUGGUGGUACCGAUCUGAAGAGUGUGGUCUUUGGGCCAGAGAUCCGCUCCGAGUUUUGCGAGGCGCGUGAUGAUUUGCAUGGCCUCUUUCAUCAAAUCAUUGUUGACUACGCCCCUGAAAUUGCCAAGGGAAAGAGCUACGCGAAAGAGUGGGCGGUAGAUCAGCUCAGAGCCCAAGGGUUGGAGGAGAGUGACAUUACAGAGCAAGAGAUUGCACAAGAGCUUGCAGAGAAUCGAUCAGGGGUGGCCAGUGGUUUGGGGGCAUUGGCGGCUUUUGCCAGCUUUAAUGUUACCAGAUCGUUGUAUUUCCUUCUUCGAGUCCUGGAGGAACAACCAACUUUGCGGGCCUCUUUGGUGGCACAAGCCCAGACAGUUCCAAUGGAUGAACCACCAACAUAUGCCACCUGGAGUUCUGUGCCUCUGGUGACGGCUACUGUAGAAGCCGUGUUGGCCCAGCUUCUGCCCACCUGUGGAAUGCCCCGGGAAGCCAUGGUUUCUACAAAACUGAAAGUAGACGGCAAAACAGUGACAUUGCCCAAGGGCUCCUUGUUGGUGUUGAACUUUGCCUCCUAUCAAAAGGGACGACACAACAAUCAUGAACAGGCAAUGGACCCAGCGGAAUUGGAUGUUACCGAAUGGAUGGGCAAGAAUACUCCCAAGCAGUGGGCCUUUGGGCGUGGAGAUCGUGCCUGUCCCGCACAGCAUGUGGCUCGAGAUGUGCUUCGAGUGGUGCUGCUACGCUUGUGCCAAUCGGAUGUCUCUGUGGACAUCUCGAGGAAAGUUCCCUUUACGCAUGGAUGGGGUGGACACGGACCAUUGGAAGACAACCUCAAGAAUGAUCCCGUGAAAUUGGUCUUGACGAAGCAGCAACCUGCGGACGAUGAAGAAAUCUUUUAUGACUGUCAGAGUGCAUAA
This is a messenger RNA of Seminavis robusta, 1779 nucleotides long. The record is from the annotation of a GenBank genome assembly. Lineage: Eukaryota; Bacillariophyta; Bacillariophyceae; Naviculales; Naviculaceae.